This is a messenger RNA of Seriola dumerili (greater amberjack), 2640 nucleotides long. RefSeq names its product propionyl-CoA carboxylase beta subunit (gene pccb). Gene Ontology annotation, molecular function: propionyl-CoA carboxylase activity. The record is from RefSeq and is a predicted model, not a curated record. The coding region runs from base 15 to 1697 and encodes 560 amino acids. Gene Ontology annotation, cellular component: mitochondrion. The transcript has 15 exons. Lineage: Eukaryota; Metazoa; Chordata; Actinopteri; Carangiformes; Carangidae.
GAACACGCGCAGCCAUGAUGGCGGCCUUCAGUGUGGCUCGAAGCAGCUGCGGACUGAUAAAUGGGUUGAAGAUAUCUUUCAGGAGUUUGGCUCAAGUGAAACAUGGCGCAGUCGCUGCUUCAGUGCCGCAGACGAGCCUGCAACGGGACAGCCGCUGGUACUCGGUCAGCCACCUGUCCGUUAAGGAGAGGAUUGACAGGAAACGAAAGGCGGCCCUAGUCGGGGGAGGUCAGAAGAGAAUAGAUGCACAACACAAAAGGGGUAAGCUGACAGCAAGGGAGCGAGUGGAGCUGCUGCUGGACCAUGAGUCCUUUGUGGAGACGGACAUGUUUGUGGAGCAUCGCUGUUCUGACUUCAGCAUGGAGCAGGACAGAAACAAGUUCCCAGGUGACAGCGUCGUGACAGGCCGAGGCAGGAUCAAUGGGCGACUGGUCUAUGUAUUCAGUCAGGACUUCACAGUGUUUGGUGGCAGUCUGUCUGGAGCUCAUGCACAGAAGAUCUGUAAGAUCAUGGAUCAGGCCAUGACAGUUGGCGCCCCGGUCAUCGGGCUGAAUGACUCUGGAGGAGCUCGGAUCCAGGAGGGAGUGGAGUCUCUGGCUGGAUAUGCAGAUAUUUUCCUGAGGAAUGUGAUGGCUUCAGGAGUUGUCCCUCAGAUCUCCCUCAUCAUGGGUCCCUGUGCAGGAGGGGCCGUCUACUCUCCCGCGCUGACGGAUUUCACCUUCAUGGUGAAGGACACAUCAUACCUGUUCAUCACAGGACCAGAUGUCGUGAAGUCUGUCACCAACGAAGACGUUACUCAAGAGGAGCUCGGUGGAGCUAAAACACACACCAGCGUGUCAGGCGUGGCUCAUCAUGCAUUUGAGAAUGACGUCGAAGCCCUCCUCAGCCUGCGAGAGUUCUUCAACUUCCUGCCGCUCAGCAAUCAGGAACCAUCCCCUAUCAGGGAGUGCCACGACCCCAGUGAUCGUCUGGUCACUUCAUUGGACACUAUCGUCCCGUUUGAGUCGACUAAAGCCUACGAUAUGUUGGACAUCAUUCAAGCAAUAGUGGAUGAGCAGGACUUCUUCGAGAUCAUGCCCAACUACGCCAAGAACAUUGUGGUGGGAUUCGCCCGCAUGAAUGGACGCACCGUGGGCAUCGUGGGUAACCAGCCCAAAGUGGCUUCUGGUUGUUUGGACAUCAACUCCUCAGUGAAGGGAGCCCGCUUCGUUCGCUUCUGUGAUGCUUUCAACAUUCCCAUCAUCACCUUCGUGGAUGUGCCAGGUUUCCUGCCAGGUACCGCUCAGGAGUAUGGAGGCAUCAUCAGACACGGAGCCAAACUGCUGUUUGCUUUUGCAGAGGCAACCGUCCCAAAAAUAACCAUCAUUACCAGAAAGGCUUAUGGAGGAGCCUAUGAUGUGAUGAGCUCCAAACACCUGAGAGGAGAUGUGAACUACGCCUGGCCCACGGCCGAGGUUGCUGUCAUGGGUGCUAAGGGUGCUGUUCAGAUUAUCUUCAGAGGGAAGGAGAACCAAGCAGAGGCAGAGGCUGAAUACGUGGAGAAGUUUGCCAACCCCUUCCCAGCUGCUGUCAGAGGUUUUGUGGAUGACAUCAUCGAGCCGUCGACCACUCGCAAGAAGAUCUGCAGAGAUCUGGAAGUGCUGGCCAGCAAGAAGCAAGUCAACCCCUGGAAGAAACACGCCAACAUUCCUCUGUGAAACACACCCAGACAGUUUCCACAUUAACACUACCUAAAGGCACUCGCUGCGGGAUUUCACUAGUAUUCAAACGAAACAAAUGAACUGCAGUGGUGACCCGGGAUGACGACUUUGGUAGCCUGCUCAGCAGAUGUUAGUUGUCAUGUUUCAUUUCACAGUUUCUCCUUGCUGCUGUUGUUUAAAACUGUCAUUUACCACUCCACUGAAAGCAACACAUGGAGAUACACGCCUUGAUCUUGUUCCUGCUUUAAUAGUGGCUCCAGAUUUCCUCCCAGCUAUUUUUUGAACUAUAAACUGCAUCAGCCUCAAGCUGUGGGGAUUUUUUAGGAUUUGUGGGAAAUGUUAGAGCUCUGUAAACAAAAUCAGGGCGUGUAUAUUUACUUUUACAUCUUCACCACUGAUAUGCAAGAUGUUCAUGGGAAAAGCUGAACACAUUUUACAAUAUCUGAAUGGAAUAGUCACACACAUUUUAAAUGACUAUCAUGUCAGUAGUGGCCAUAUUGGUCACUAUUGUUGGUACGAUUGGAUAUUCUAAAAACAAGGCUGUAUCUGAAAGGGCAGAUUACAUGUUGCCAAUAAUAUGCAUUUUUUAAAACCACAGGCAACUAUCGACAGCAAAAUGCAAACAUGCUGUGGUCUGUUGUCAUGUACGGUAUUUCCAAACCCUGCUGAUGUACUGUAUUAAGUUCCUCUAGGUUGUACAGUAGUUUGCGCUCCCUCUGUUUGAUAUCCUCCGUUAAGGUCAAGAAAAAGUCAUUUUCACAUCUUGGAACUGUGCCUUCUGUCUCGGGCAGGCUCUGCUCUGCCAUCUGUAAAAUAAAUCAAGGACACUACUGUGUGUGUUUGAUUUAAUUCUACCAAUGAUGUAGUAUAUGUUGUCAACUUAGUGUUUUUUGACAAAUAUAAAUAAUUGAUCUGAAAAAUAAAAUGAGACAUGGAGUAA